Acanthaster planci (crown-of-thorns starfish) is the source of this 3280-nucleotide messenger RNA. RefSeq lists its product as uncharacterized. NCBI's taxonomy places the organism in Eukaryota, Metazoa, Echinodermata, Asteroidea, Valvatida, Acanthasteridae. The record is from RefSeq and is a predicted model, not a curated record. Gene Ontology annotation, molecular function: protein dimerization activity.
CCACCAUCCCAUAAUGCAUUGUUAAUUUCUUUUGUGUAGUAAUUACAAAAGGAUCAAAAGCGAAAUAAACACUGAUCAUAAAGCAAGGAACAGAUAAAGAAACACACCCCGGCCAGGGGGAGCAAGAUGGUUUUAAUUUUGACCAUAUGCUCCUCAAUGCAAGGCUGACCCCGCAAGUCUCUGCACCUCGAAGUCGCCAGCCUUUCAUCUAGCUCCCCAAAAAGAUGUUCACUGGUGUCUGGCCAUCUCAUCUGGGGAGCACACAAUGGACUUGGCCGCCCAGAGCCUGACCGGUUGCCGUGGUGGGGCCACCGAGUUUUACGAGCCAGACCCAUCGAGGAGUGACAACAACAACAACAACCGAGGGAGCAGCCCUGCAGAUGGCGUGGAUGGUGUGGAUGACCUGUACUCCUCCCCGUCUUCAUCAAGCAGUGACCGCGAAGCUCAGCUGUCCCCCGACUAUCAGGAUGAGGUGUUCUACGGCAAGUUGAAAGUCAAGGUCCGCAGGGAUGGCAAGAAGCUGGUGGAGAAGAAACGGCGGCAGGACCUACAGCAGCAGUAUAGCAACCUGAGGUCGUUGGUACCGGGGUUGCAGGAUGUGGAGGGUCGCACGCCCUUAUCUCGAAACGUCAUCCUCAAAAAAACACUGCAUUACAUUGAACAGUUGAAGGUCUCUAUGAGUUCUUCCCUCCACCUGGCAAACGAGCUGCGACUUGAACAGGAGUACAGCCGUCAGCUGGAAAGGGAAUGGCAAAUGUGGCAGAAAAAGGUGGAGGCUUUGAGGAAGAAGAAAGAACAGCUGUGCCUAGCAGAGACACCAGCUGCACAUCAUUUGCAUCCAGAUAUGCUAAACGGCAUGACAUCACAGUAUGGUGAGUCCAAGCUGCCACCCCAGAACCAAUUGAACAGCAUGCAGACAAUCACAUGACAUGCAGCUGUUGCAUAUUCAUUCAUGCAUGUCACCAGUGAAGGAUGAAGGCAGUUACAACUGGAGAAUGUUUAACUCACAAUAUCAUUGAGUUUACCUUAAAGUGCUCUGCUUUUUUUUCAGACGUUUGUAAUUUGUUUCAAGCUGUAUUCUCCAAAUCAAGGUUUUUCUAUGCAAGUUCUGUAUGCGCUGAUGUUAUUUUGAGGCUUUGACUAACAUUUUCUCCAGUGGAGUUUGUUUUAAGCUGAUACAAGAAACUAUUUGUGCAUUUUUGUCAAGUUCACCUGCAAUACAAAGCCAGCUUUUCUGACAACGUAUUUAAAAAACAUCAACAGAAUGGUCGCUUUAAUGUUGAUACAUGUACAUGUACUUAAGAGUGCGCAGUUCUUAAUUUUUACGGAAGGGCGUGGGUUAAAAGAGUGCCUUGUUUGUUUUUCUUCACAAGUGUGCCGGUAGUGGUGAAGUAACUUUAUACCAUUAACAUCAAAAUAACUGUGACCACAAUAAUUGAAAGCAAGUACUAUGUGAAAAUGGAAAAUGAAGUAUUCAGGGAUUUCAACAGGUAGAAUUUAUCGAAGCUAGGACUGUUAAAUAGUAUAUGGCUAGUGGUUACUAGCAUGAAAUGAUCUAAACAUGGCAGGGUAUAUGUCAGUAAUGGGCUCAUGAGGGCAGAAAGUAAAAACAGGGAUUUAACAGUGCCUAACUGGUUACAACACUUUACUUUAAAAUUGCUUUACAGAGGCACAAUUUGAUCUGAGGUGUUGGUGAUUUGUCACAUAAAAGUUAUGUAAAAACCAUCACUGCUAGAAGCAGCAGCAGAAGAAGAUUUAAGAGUUGAAAUUUGAUGUUUGUCUCUCCAAAUGUUCCAGGGUGCUGUUCGUGAUGCAGAUGUACACGAUACACCUUAUAACCUUAUAUUAAACUGGUGUGUUUAAAGUUUUUAUACUUUUUUCAGUACUGUAAUAACAUAUUUUGCUUUGGGAAGGUCCGAAAGGAACUUCUCUCAAUCAUGAUGUAGUGGGAUCAAAUAACCCAUUUUCCCCUCCCCUGGUCCAAAAAGGGGAGGGAUUCCCCCCCCCCAUCUCCCAAUAUUUACACCUCUUUGCAUCAUGCAAUUUCCAGCAUCUCAACGAAAGUUGGUAAAAAUUAGUCACUUGCCCACAUUUAGAAUAUUCCUCUGUUCCUUAUUCUGAAGCUCUGCCCCAUUUUAUCUGAUUCCGACAUGCCUGACAACUGCACCUUAAAAGGGUGGCCCAACUUGCAGAGCUGGCAGAGAUUUGGGAACAUCAGUUCUUAAAUUUGAUGAAAUGAUUUCUCCGCAAAGCAGGUCAUGAUAUAAAUGAGUGUUUUAACCUUGUAUUUAUUUAUAUUUAAUGUGAAUGCGAAAAAUCCAAGGUGUUUGAUAAAGUGGGAACGUUUUAAAGAAACACAAUAUUUUUGCAAUUUCAGCUGUAAUUUAUGCAUCUUUGGAGCAGUGGUGUAACUCUGAUUAAAAGCUGUUCGUGUGAUAAGGUGUAAGGUUUGUUAAUUGUGCAGAUAAUUGGAAUUGAAUCCAAAUGUUAACAUGUUUGUCACUGGAUUUUUUGUAAAUUGAGUUCUGGUUUUGGUGGUUUUAAGUUUUAGCAAAAUACCUUUAAGAGUUUCAGUUUUGGUACUUUCUGCAGUGUGUUUAAUGUGUAGUUUUUCUCCAUUAUUGAGAUGUAUUGUAUAUAUUGGUACUUCUGUAAAUUUUGGUUUUUAGCAUCAUUAUGUGUACAGCCUGUGACUUUGAUGCUUCCUCACAAAUUCUCUGAAAUACAUAUUGCAUUGUCUUUCUAAUAACUGUCUUUCAAAUUGGAAUAUCUAUGAACUUUGUUAAACUGAACUAAAUGAAGUAAUGGAUUUCUAAUAGGCUUGAACAAAUAUGUUGACAAUGAGAAGUCAGUACACACUUUUUUCAAAAAAGAAGGCUGCCAUAAAGUUUUUUUAUAUUUAAUUUAAUGUCUGCGUUUUAAAUUUCCAUCCAUUCCCAGAUAAUGUAUUCCUAGAAAUGGUUAUUCCUUAAAACAACUGAAUGAAUUUUACUUAGAUGUUUGUCACAUUUGCUUUUUAUUACCUGAAGUAAGUAGGGCUGAUGCUGAAUCAUUUUGCGAGCAUCGGUUAUGUGAAGGAGAGGUUUUGGUCUUAUGUCAUAUUUCAUAUUCCACUGGCAUUUUGUAUCUUUUCUCAGUGUCUUUCAUAAUGUGCUAAAUAGCAAAUACAAUUUGUGCCUUUCAAUAUCAAGUGCCUUGUAUUUAUAAAGCAAGAUUUUGACUUGUCUUGUUUUUUUGUUGUGUACUGAGACAUUUUCUUUUUUUUUUGGAUUUUUUUUUG